Molecule: messenger RNA, 5359 nt
Organism: Salmo salar (Atlantic salmon)
Lineage: Eukaryota; Metazoa; Chordata; Actinopteri; Salmoniformes; Salmonidae
Product: NAD(+) hydrolase SARM1
Biological process (GO): response to axon injury; negative regulation of MyD88-independent toll-like receptor signaling pathway; signal transduction
Cellular component (GO): dendrite
Molecular function (GO): signaling adaptor activity; protein binding; NAD+ nucleosidase activity
Source: RefSeq, a predicted model, not a curated record
CCACUUUGUCAUUAUGGUGUGGAGAUGGGUGAGAAAAUGUUUCAUUUAAUCAAUUUUAAUUGAAUGUGCAAUAAAUCAAAGGGUAAGAAUACUUUCUGAAGGCACUGUAGCCUAUAUAAUGAAUUAAAAAGUCCAAAGAUUGAUGUAGAAAUCCCAGAUUGACCCUUUAAGCAACAGUAAAAGGCCUAAUGACUACAAUGGACAACAUAUUGUUAUUUGUUUCUGCUGAUAUAGUAAUUGAUGUGCACAGUUUUAUCUUAUUGUAGCUCCAUGACAAUAUAUUUAGCACAGCUGAUGUGUGUAACACCUUGUGGACUGAUUAUGCUUCUACCUUGAUCCACAAGGGGGCAUAGUGGAGACGAGCACCAUACUGGCGCUUUGUUGCUGAGCAGAGCUCCGCAUGACAGUUGGUCUGUAAAUAUAUCCUGAAGGUAAUGGGCGGUCCUAGUUUCAGGAUGCUCGAAGAUGCUGAGUCAAGGAUGUCAAAGAGAGAGGCUAUUUUAAUAAUACGGAAAUAAGAUAUAUAUUUUUUUGUGGUUUAAAGCAUAGCAAUAGAGAGUAAUGUGAACAGAGAGGAAAAAGGAAAACCGUGAGAGGCAUUUUGAUGAACAGUGCGUCUUUGUCUGGAUUAAAUCUCCGUAAUGCAAGCGUGAUACAGAAGACAACAGAGCUGUUUAUAUUUCUCCAUCCAGCUGGUAAACGUCAUUUGUGUAACGGGCUUUUAGAGAAGAAAAAAAAUCCCGUCUAGCAGCUUUGUGAACAUCCGCAGUGGUGAUACAUUAUUUCAUAGUGGAUACAGUGAAGGCUUGAUAAUUUAUUUGGAGUCGGGUUAUUCUGAGUAGACAUAAUUUGAUCCAAGAAGGCCUCGUGUAAAUGAUAGGAGAAAACGGAGGACAUCCGUGUUUAAAUGCAAGCAUAGUGUGACUGCUUGGUCAUGAUAAUGCGAGAUGAGUAAGUCUUUAUCCACUUAUUUUCAAAGAUGACAUCAGUGUGAUGAUGAUGCAAUUUACUAAAAGCUGUCACUUUUCAUUUAAAGUUUAGGAUCCAGUCCAGAUGAUGGGAUUGUAAUUUCACCUAUUGUGGUUUGUUUAUGUAUCUAAACAACUCGAAUGCAAGACAAACAUUGUUUCCCAUUCAGUUCUAUCCAGCUUAAUAUGCACACGUUUAUUUCUCCUGAGAAAUAGACAAUUGAUCUGUUAUUGAUCAGGGCCUGCCACAAGUCCUCUGGGCCCUGUCAGAGCUAGUCAGUGGAUGCUCUUAUCUCUAACCGUUUUCCUCUGGAGACUCUAUCGAUACCUCUCCAUGUUCACCUCUGAAAGACUCACGGUACCGGAAUGUGUCAGCCGGAUUGGGAACCGGAGGUCGGGCAGCUCUAGCUCAUCCUCGGAACCGAAAGUACCACCGGUCUCGCCGGGUGUCUACGGUGCCGACGUUCAGGAUGUUUUGGACACCUCGCUCCCAGCCCUGCGCUCCGCUAUCAAGACACUGAAGUCAGCCAAAGAUACCUCGGAUCUAGACGAGACCCGCAGGGCCAUAGCAGAGACGUUCCAGUUAGUAGAGGAGGCCUGGGUUCUACCCACUGUGGGCAGGCAGGUCGCAGAGGAGAUAUGCAACAGGAUACGACUGGACGGAGGACUGGAGCUGCUCCUGCGACUCCUCAUGACACCUGCUGUGGAGAUCACCUAUGAGUCUGCCAAACUACUGGAGCAGAUACUGGUCUCUGAGAACAGAGACUACGUGGCUCGCAUGGGUCUGGGGGUGAUCCUGAACCUGACGAGGGAGACAGAGGACGCCCAGCUGGCCCGCAGCGUCUCAGGCAUCCUGGAGCACAUGUUCAAACACACCGAGGAGACGUCCGCCCAGCUCAUCGCCAACGGCGCCCUGGAUGCCCUGCUCUUCUGGUGCCGCGGUACCGACCCCACCGUCCUUCGCCACUGUGCCGUUGCGCUCGCCAACUGCGCCAUGUAUGGCGGCCAUCGCUGCCAGCGGCUGAUGAUUGAGAAGCAGGCAGCUGAAUGGUUGUUUCCAUUGGCGUUCUCCAAAGAGGACGAACUCAUCCGCUUCCAUGCGUGUUUAGCGGUGGCCGUGCUAGCCAAUAACCGGGAGAUUGAAAAGGAGGUGGUGAAGUCCGGGACAUUGGAGCUGGUGGAGCCCUUUAUUGCAUCUCUGGACCCUGAUGAGUUUGCCCGGAGCUUGCUGGACAGUGCGGACAGCAUGCAGGGGAGGACGGCAGCAGACCUACAGCAGCUCCUGCCACUACUGGAUGGUGCCAGACUGGAGGGGAAAUGUAUCGCUGCCUUCUACCUGUGUGUCGAAACCAGCAUCAAGUCACGCCAGCGCAACACCAAGAUCUUCCAGGAGAUAGGUGCGGUGCAGAGCCUGAAAAGGAUCGUCAUGUACUCCAGCAAUGGGACGGCCUGUGCCCUGGCCAAGCGUGCACUAAGGAUGAUGGGGGAGGAGGUGCCACGACGAAUCCUGUCCUCCGUGCCCAACUGGAAGGGUUGUGAGGUGCAGAGAUGGCUCCAAGUGAUUGGAUUCAGCGCUUACACUGAGCGCUUCCAGGAGCUGCAGGUGGAUGGCAACCUACUGCUAAACAUCACAGACCAGGAUCUGAGCACUGACCUGGGUAUGACUGCAGGACUCACUCGCAAGAGGUUCCUCCGUGACCUGCGCGUGCUGAAGACCUACGCCAACUACUCGACCUGUGACCCCAACAACAUGGCUGACUGGCUGGGUGAGGUGGACCCGCGCUUCCGCCAGUACACCUACGGCCUGGUACAGUCUGGAGUGGACCGCAAGAACGUCCUCCACCUCACCGACCAGCAGCUCCAGUCAGACUGUUACGUAGAGAACGGCAUCCACCGCGCCAAGAUCCUGGCAGCCACCCGUAGGCCGAUAAAGCCGUGUCUGACCGAUGCCCAACCCCCUGGACCGGAUGUGUUUAUUAGCUACCGCAGGACCACCGGUUCCCAGCUCGCCAGUCUGUUGAAGGUCCACCUUCAGGUCAGAGGUUUCAGUGUGUUCAUUGACGUGGAGAAGCUGGAAGCAGGGAAGUUUGCUGACAAGCUGAUCCAGAGCGUCCAGCGUGCACGGAACUUCGUCCUGGUGCUGUCUGCCAACGCCCUCGACAAGUGCAUGGGCGACACUGGCAUGAAGGACUGGGUACACAAGGAGAUUGUCACAGCUCUGGCUGGAAAGAAGAACAUUGUCCCUGUAACUGAUAACUUCCUGUGGCCUGACCCAAACACUCUUCCCGAGGACAUGAAAACUAUCCUAAACUUCAAUGGCAUCAAGUGGUCCCAUGAGUACCAGGAGGCCACCAUUGAGAAGAUCCUACGUUUCCUCAUGGGCAACCCCAGCCAAGACCUGACCGACAGCCCCAAUACAGACUGCCCCAAGGAGCCUCAAGGACCACAGAAGAAAUAGAGGCCUCUGAUUGGAGGUCCUCUGGUCUGUGAUGAUGUAAAAUGGUGACCAAUAGUGAUCAGUAAUCAAUAAUACCAAACAGAGUGUGCUCUGAGCUCUGGUUGGUCAGGUCUAACCCUGUGCAUGUGAAGACAUGUUUAAUAGGCUGUAUUUAGAUCAUAUGCUAAUGAGAUGGCUUUGCUACUAGCCGCUGAUCCAGAUGUAAAGUUAAUGAAAUUAUAGUCCAUAGCGUAAAUACUAAAUGUAAUUUGGGGUUUCAGUACUUCUAAAUACCAUGUACUACUCCCUUAAAUUGCAGGGCCACAUUCAUAAGCUGUUAUUGGCGUGGUCAGGGAUAUUUUGUGUCUCUCAGGAAAUAACUAGUGUGAUAAAUCAGCUAUCGCUGGCACCGAGCAUAACACAUAAUAACAAUCUGGAGUAUCUCUGUUGCCUCUAAAUAGCACUACACUCUCAUUGUUUUAAAUAGGCCCAUACUUUCUAAGACAAAACAAUAUCCUGGAUUUUAAUAAUGAUCCAGUGUAAACUAUAUAGCUUAUGGGAAAUACUAUAUCUCUUUUUUUCCCAUGGUGCUUAUACAUUAAACCCUGUAUGCUCAUUGGUGGUCAACUGUUGCCCGUAUUUGAUAUGUCUCUUUACGAUAGUGUAACCUAGGUGAUGGCAAACAGCCUAAUCCAACAGAGAUGAUGUACGAUCUCUAUAUGUAACAGUGAUUUGGAAUCCUGCUCUCGUGAUGAGGUAGCCCUGCCUGUGACUUGUAGCCAGUGUCACCCUCUGCCCAAGGGGGAAUUAGUUUAAUGGUUAAGAUGUUAGUUUCCCGACCAGGAGAGAGGGGUACUGAUCCCACCAGCUACAUAUACUCAUUACAAACUUGCGCUCAUGUGCUUAGCAACAACCAGAAGUUCACAAAGAACUCUCUCUCAACCAAGCUUAAGGCAAUGAAAAAUACCAUUAUCAAAGCAUCUUGCUGAUGUGAAAACAGAUAGAUGCUCUCACUCUCUGUUCAGAAAGAUACAAUUCGUUUACAAAACCAAUAUCUACACUAACCCUUAAGGCUGAAGCUACUCCAUGGAAAAGGUUCCAUCAUCUUCCUGUCAGAAAGUCUUGUAGUAUACAGUCACAACAUGCUGCGUUACUUUGUUCGGCUAAACCGCUGUAUCUACAAUACUGAUUUGUGGUUUGGUUCCUUCAUAACGCUAAGAGAUUCUGUCAUUGAUUUGGCUGCUUGACAGUUAGCCUUAGUUCACUUGCUUGUAUCUAUUGGAUAGAAGCAGUUCAGUAGAUAAAUGUUAUCACAUUGAGGGCAGAGCUAAAUAAUGUAUACUUGGCUCACAUUGAGGAUCCUUCUUAGACAUGUACCAGCAUGCACCACCCCUGUCUAAAUCACCUACAGUCUUACUAUACUAUUAUCUGUGACAAGAUAAAGAUUCUAGAAACAUCCAACCAAAACAAUCAUUCAGUGUCUGAUUAUCAGUUUAGAUAUUACGUAAGUGUUGCAAAAUGACCGCAGAAGUCAUGAAAUCACCAGGUUAUUGUAUUUACAAUUAAAUGAAGUGGAAUGGUAAAACAUUAUUUUAAACAUGGAAUUCUUAGGUUCAGUGACAUGUUUGUUUUGUAGAUUCAUAUCUGUUAAUGAUGUAGAUACUGUAUGUACCCACACCUGUGCUAAAUGGUGUGCAGGAAGGCAAACACAAAAUGUCACCUCAGUCUAAAGCUACAGUAUUUGCUCUCAGCACUACUAGCUAUAUCUUGUCACUGUUUUGAUGGCUCUUCUGGGCUAUUUCCCCUGUUGCCUUAAUAUAUGUGUUGCUCUCAAUACAGGUAUGUUGAUGAAAUACUGUAUACAUGGACAUGUUCUUGUUUACUUCUUUUAUUGAAGAUUUAGGCAGUGUUGUCAUUUAACAAUACAGUGACGCAAUAAAAACUACUAACCUGA